Dermacentor silvarum is the source of this 2852-nucleotide messenger RNA. Its product is annotated as peroxisomal membrane protein 11A. Bases 234 to 950 code for a protein of 238 amino acids. The record is from RefSeq and is a predicted model, not a curated record. The transcript has 4 exons. Lineage: Eukaryota; Metazoa; Arthropoda; Arachnida; Ixodida; Ixodidae. Gene Ontology annotation, cellular component: peroxisomal membrane. Gene Ontology annotation, biological process: peroxisome fission; regulation of peroxisome size.
UGUUGUUUCCGUUUUCUGUUUUGUCCAACGUUGGUUUUGUCAAAGAACAUUGAUGGUUUUGUCCAUUCGUAAACCCCGGUCCCCGGUUAUGCGUUUGUCUGGGAGCAAUACAUUGGGGUCCUUAAUGGAGCGCCUUUACAAAAGGACGAAAGGGCGCUGAAUCAGUAGGUGAUAGCAGCACCUUGUCUUAUUGCGCGUUUCGUGUUAGUUUUCCUCCUUCAGCGGCAGCAGUCAUGAACCCGAACGCAAAGAUGCGUGAUCUCCUGGCAGAUAUAUCGAAGUUCAACGCACAGACAGCCGGUAGGGACAAAUUGUUUCGGCUUCUGCAGUACAGUAGUCGGUUCUUAUGGUACUGGCUGCAGAAAACAUCAAAUCGUAGGGACACUGUGGCCCGCCUUCAGAACCUGGAGGUGACGUUCAGCUCGGGGCGAAGGCUGCUGCGGCUUGGACGCUUUGUGGAUGCACUUCAUGGUGCAACCCGCACAAUCAGCCUUCCAGAUGUGUCACUGCGCCUCAGCCUGACCAUGGCCCGUAUUGGCAAUGCUUUUUACAUUUUGACGGACAACCUAGUUUGGCUUCACCAAGUUGGCUUGCUGACAUUGCGCCGGGAUGCCUGGAGCCGCACAAGCAAUAAGUUUUGGCUGCUGGCCAUCGUGGCUGCGCUCAUACGCGAUCUGCUCGAGCUGUACCAGAUACUGCCAAUGCUCUUAACUGCACCAUCCAAAGGCAGCAGCCUGAGGAGCUCGCUUCGCAUUCUGUGGGCCUCGGCGAGCUUCCACAAGGCACUUCUGCUUGACCUGGUCAAGAACUUUGCAGACCUGUGGAUACCUUACACGGCACUGGGCCAUGCCAAACUUGAACCGGGGACAGUUGGGCUGCUGGGUGUUAUCUCCAGUGCAGCUGCUAUUUUGCCCAUGCUGGAUUCAACAUUUUCACUCAUCCCAGCGUGAAGUGUACGUGUGACAGGUAUUUGCUCCUACAGAUGAAAGCAAAUAGUGGCUGUGGUUUGCUGAGUGGAACAUCUUCUGAAAAUGCUGAACUUUGGGAGGUAACUUGCUGUUGCAAAUCGCAAUUUUGUGAAUGCGAAAUGACAGCUCCUCUUUUGUGGCAUUAUCUUCAGAAGUCAGAAACAUUGUAAAAAUAGUAGGUUCACCUGCUUUCCUUAAGGUACACAAUCAAUUAUGUUACGCUUUAGUUGUUGCUCGUUUGUUAGCGCUGUCAGAUGGAAUAAAACCGUUUAUGUUAAGCUACAGAAAUCGUAUGUUUGCUAGCAUUGUCAAUAUGAAUUCCUUCUCUUGCUUGUGUUGCUAGCCACAAGGACACCGUCUUGUUUGAGUUUUUAUCCAGACCACAGUGUGAUUGAAAAAUUGAUUCUGAAGAUUUGAAAUCUCUACAUGGGCACAAGUAUGUGCUUUUCACAAGCAUAUUAAAAGACGUGCAAACGUACCAUUACUGCCGAUUUUGCUAGGUUCUAGAAACAUAUAUUUUUUUGUUUUUGAAGUUACAACAUAUUUGUAGUGUCAUCUUUGUGUGAUAAUUUGUCCCUAUGCCUUACCAUCCAAAAGUAGAUCUCACGCAUAAAAUACUUUCGCGCCAUAGUAGGUGGGACGUGAAAUAUACCUAGUACUACGCAGAAGAGAGACAGCAACAAGAACAACAGCCCAUUUUGUGUUUGCAUUGCAUGCUCGAUCUUCUAUUGAAUCAAAGCACCAACUUUGUCAGGAUGUUUGUUACGAAAUACUUAUUUUUUUAUGUGUAAUUUAACCCUUUGAGUUCCAUGUCUCAGCGACCGCCCUGAAUGAUUGCCUAAACACACACCCCAAGCAAUGCCUGUGCAUGUCAAGCAUUUGUAGUAUACCAUUCCAUUUUGUACUCCUUCCUCAUAGUAUUCUGGCAUACAGCCAGUGUUUGCUAAGAAAGCAUAAUAAACAAAAACACAGCACAUAAAGAAACUGCAUACAUGCAAUUAUCUGUACGGCAGCUUGCUACCCAUUGAGCAAAUAAGUGUAAUCAUGUCCUGAGCAUGAGAACAAUUUCCAUGCAUUGGUUGCGGAAAUGUAAAUAAGUUCUCUGUGCCACUUCCAUCAUCCAUAGGUUCAAAGAAAAUCUCGGACUUUGUAGAUUUUCCAUCCACACUUUAAUUAAUUUAGCUCAGAUUAAUUAUCUCUUCAAUUAAUUCGAUCACAUUCUAGAGUAUUUGUAUAGAGUACAAGGCUAAAAUGUGCCAAACAUUGGAUAAUUGGACCAGAGAGUCAGUAGGAUAAUUUGAACUGAUCAGCAGUUAGAUUAUGGAUGCUAACGGUCAUGCUAAAAACUAACAGCAUUGUUCUCUCUUUAACUGUUGGGCCUGUGUGCUGCCUUUGCUUCAAGGCCUGCCAUCUGCUGUAUGCAUGGAGAAGUAAGAAGAAAAUGGUGACAGCAAUGUAAAUAAACUUGGAAAUACAAGACAGAGGCAGUGGAGGGGACACUUUAUAGGUUUAGAUAGACACAUAAACAUCGCUGAAACUCUGCUGUGCACCGACAGACAUAUGGGUUUGUGAUUAGGAUUCCUUUGCAGGUAAUAGCCUGGAUAGAGAAGAAGCAGUAGCAGGACUUUGAAUGGCAGAACAGUUAUCCAAGUACAGUAUAGACCACUUAUAACAUAACCGUUUAUAGUGGAGAACUGGUUACAACACGACCUUUUCCGACUCCCGUUUACCCUCCCAUAGAACUCCAUGUGUACGCAUACCGCUUACAGUGCAGCCGCGUGAGACGAAAUACCUGUUAUAAUGCGGCUUCCGCGGGAAAAUCUCGCCGACAAGGGCGGCAGUGAGCAUGCUUCUCAACAAGGUGUGUGCUCCCGGCCGGUGUAU